Messenger RNA from Sparassis crispa, 339 nucleotides. RefSeq lists its product as hypothetical. The record is from RefSeq and is a predicted model, not a curated record. Bases 1 to 339 code for a protein of 112 amino acids. Lineage: Eukaryota; Fungi; Basidiomycota; Agaricomycetes; Polyporales; Sparassidaceae. The transcript has 2 exons.
AUGUCAGACAAGGUGGAUGCGGAAGUCUCCGUGUCCCCGGUCCAAUGUCCAAAAUCUAGUACCAAGACGGACGUGGCGAGCACAUCCCGUCCACCUUCGUCGGACACGCGCAUGUCCUUACUGGAGGAGAUCGAGGACCUGAAGCGUGAGCACGCGCGUACGCAAGUGAAUGCAAUGCAGUUAGUUGCGGAUAUUCGUGCAUUGCGGAAAUGUUUAGACGAGUCAGAACAACACACGGAGGAGCUCAGCCAAAUAGUAGAUGCCACAGCCGAUGCCGUGGACUCUCUCUGUGCAGAGGUCAUUGCUGACAGUGCAUACAUGCAUUCAACAUUGUACUGA